Messenger RNA from Manis javanica (Malayan pangolin), 2441 nucleotides. RefSeq names its product C-type lectin domain family 4 member F (gene CLEC4F). Lineage: Eukaryota; Metazoa; Chordata; Mammalia; Pholidota; Manidae. The record is from RefSeq and is a predicted model, not a curated record.
AUGUCAACUUCACUUCCCAUCCCUGACGCUCUAGGACAGCACCUUAGGGGCCCUGGCAGGGAGCAGAAGGAAGCAGAGAUGAACUGUGAGACGGUCCACUUCCGCACAAACAGCCAGAGCGUCUCCCUGCACCCUUCAGGGCUGGACUCUGAGGCAGUAGCUCCCGCAAUCCUCAAGAUGCCAAGGCUUGUUCGGGCCACGGUGGCUCUUAUGGCCAUAACCCUGAUCUCCUCUCUUGUGGCUCUCUGUGUUGUCGUUCUACAGAACUCAAGACCUGCCCUGGAAGCAUAUUCCUCCUUCCAAGAGUUUCAAGACAUGGUUCUGGGAGACAACACUACCGAGCAGUUACCUGUGGACCCCAACAAUUCCUAUCACCUUUGCAGGGUGGCAGAGUUGCAAAAAGCAAUCCAGACGUUUAAAGGCUUUGUGAAGAAUUCCAGCACCUGGAGUGUGGAAAUCCAGAUGCUGACGGGCAGAGUGGACACUGUCAAUUCUCAGAUCCGGAUGCUGGGUGCUCAUCUGGAAAACACCAGUGCUGACAUCCAGAUGGUAAAAGGCAUUGUGAAGGAUGCCAGUACCUUGGGUUUCCAGAACCAGAUGUUAAAGAGCUCCUUGGAGGGGCCCAGUGCUGAGAUCCAGAAGCUAAAGGGAGAUCUGGAAAAGGCAAAUUCCUUAAAUUCCCAGGCUCAGACUUUCUUCAAAAGCAGUUUAGGAAACACCAGUGAUGAGCUCCUAAUAGUAAGCACAGGCUUAGAAAAUGCCAAUGCUGAAAUCCAGAUGUUGAAGGCAGGGUUGGACAUGGCAAACGCUCAGGCCCAGUUGGUAAACCGUAGUUUAAAGAAUGCUCAUGUGCAGAUCCAUGCUUUGAGAGGAGAUCUGGAUACCAUCAAUGAUUUAAGAGCCCAGAAUCAGAUUUUAAGAAGUAGUGUGGAGGGAGCCAAUGCUGAGAUCCAGAGGCUAAAGGGAAGUCUACAAAAUGCAAAUGCUUUUAACUCCCAUAUUCAGACCUUUAUAAGAGAAGGUUUAGAUAACACCAGUGCUGAGAUCCGGUCAUUGAGAGGUCAUCUGGAAAGAGCUAGCAAUGAGACUCACCUGUUAGAAAGAAAUUUGGAAACACUCACUGCCCAGACCCAAAUAGCGAAUGGCCACUUGGAGCAGACAGAUGCUCAGAUCCAAGCAUUCAAAGCAGAGCUGGAAUCUGCCAGUACCUUAAAUUCCAAGAUGCAGGUGUUAAAUGGCAAGUUGAAAAAUGCCAGCAAAGAGAUCCAGACCCUAAAACAAGGAAUGAAGGAUGCUGCGGCCUUAAAUUCCAAGACCCAGAUGUUAGAGAGCAAUCUGCAGACGGCCAAUGCUGAAAUCCAGAGGUUAAAGGGGGAAUCGGAGAACACCAGAACACUAACUACAAAAAUGCAAGAGCAGCAGAGUAGCCUGCAGACGCUACAAGAGGCCUUUGCUUCCCAGGAGCAGCUACAUAGGACCCAGAAUCAACUUCUCCAGCUGAUCCUGCAAGGCUGGAAGGUCUACAGCAAGAGCUUGUAUUACUUUUCUCGUGUCAAGAAGUCUUGGCAUGAGGCUGAGCAGUUCUGCGUGUUCCAGGGAGCUCACCUGGCCUCGGUGACCUCUGAGGAGGAGCAGGCAUUUCUGACAGAGACCACAGGCACCUCUUACCACUGGAUUGGCCUCACUGACAGGGGCACAGAGGGCUCCUGGCGCUGGGUGGAUGGAACACCAUUCAGUAAUGCCCAGAUCAGAGCGUUUUGGGAUAGGAAUCAGCCAGAUAACUGGCAGCACAAGAACGGGCAGACUGAAGACUGUGUCCAUGUUCAGCAGAAGUGGAAUGACAUGGCCUGUGACACCCCAUAUCACUGGGUCUGCAAGAAGCCCAUUGACCAGGGGGUGGCCUGAGGUGAGCCAGGGUGAGGGGCCUGUGCUGCUGCCAGCUGUGGGCCCUCUCCUUCAGGAAGCCUUGUGAGCCUCUGAGCCCAACUCAUUCUCUGGGGCCUUCCAUUUGGCCUUUCUUAUCUGCUCUGUCCUUUUAUUUAACUCUUUGAACACAUGUACCUCAUAUGACCCAGUAGGAUCGAGGACUCAGUGCAAGAGUAUUCCCAUGCCUCUCAGCAAAUAAAUAAAUACUUAGUUGGAUGAAUGGAAGCUUUGUGCUUAUCUCUUUGACAGCCAUGUACUCUUCUUCCUGGAUUGGUUCUCCUUCUUUAUUGCUCCUUCUGCCCUGCAACAAGCACAUCUUUCUUUAAGGGCUUUACAUCUAGGAACAUUUAGUUAGUUCAUUCACAAAACAGCAGAGGUUUAACACAAACUACAGGGACAUGGCAGGGGGUGCAAUUCCCAGGAAGUUAGAACCCAUCCCAGGUGUUCCUCUGUUACAGAUGGGGCUGGAGCUGGAUUUUUCCAGGCCUUUGAACUACUCCAAAAACUUUUAUUCU